Molecule: messenger RNA, 1452 nt
Organism: Pomacea canaliculata
Lineage: Eukaryota; Metazoa; Mollusca; Gastropoda; Architaenioglossa; Ampullariidae
Product: sulfotransferase family cytosolic 1B member 1-like
Exons: 5
Coding region: 178-1146 (322 amino acids)
Biological process (GO): sulfation
Cellular component (GO): cytoplasm
Molecular function (GO): sulfotransferase activity
Source: RefSeq, a predicted model, not a curated record
AUAACAGUUAAUCAAGGUACAGGGUUUACACGACUGCUGUGGACGUAGCAGCUCAGUGUGCAGACCCGCCACCUCACAACUUGUCGACUACCCGGCGGUCCCGUUACUGCAGGCAGAGUACAUGUUACUUUACCAGCGACACUUCUUAGUUUUACACAGAUCACUUGUUUUAGUAAGAUGGAUACGGUGUGCAUCAAAGAUAAAUUCGGCAACGUUCGGUGGUUUCUUGGGGAGGACAUACGGCUUCCACCCAUAAUAGAAAAUCAGAGUCUCGCGGACCGCUUGAGUUUCAUCAACAACUUUGACCUUAGACCUGACGACGUAAUUAUUGCCGGUUACAUGAGGUCAGGUAACAACUGGCUUCAUCAGAUGAUCUACAUGUUGCUGGAAGGAACGCUGGAUCCGCCUCCCUUGUUUGGAUCGGAUUCUAACGUGAACCUGGAGUUUGCCACAGACACUCGACAAGUCCUCCCACCUGUCAAACCUCGCGCUCUUUACACGCACCUUCUCUUCAAGGACCUGCCAAAGGUCGUCACUGAAAAAAAGGUCAAGGUGGUGCACAUCACGAGGAACCUCAAGGAUGUCUUUGUGUCUUUCUAUUGUCUUGCAGAAAAAUUUCCUUUGCGCCCGUAUUAUCCACCGUGGCCAGAGUUUUUGUCUACUAUGCUAGAUGAUGGCGUGUGGUAUGGAGACGUCUUUGAUCACGUGACAAGCUGGGAGAAGGCGAUCGACGAUCAUCCUGAGCAUCCAUUUUACUGUGUGACGUACGAGGAGUUGACACAAGUAAGAUCAUCAGUGUCGUUACUCCUCGUAUCCAGCGACGUCACAAAUGGUGUUGAUCAACUGGAAAAUAUUGACCAGUUUCUGGAGACAAACAGAGGAAGACCUUUCUGCCAGACGGUGGUUGAGAAAUGUCACAUCAACAACAUGGCCAAUCUGCGAUUGGCACGAGAUACUGAAUCUGAUUGGACCAUGAUUUUUCGGAAAGGAGUUGUAGGAGACUGGAAGAACUGGUUCACUGUGGCGCAGAACGAGGAGUUCGAGGAGGUCACUUUUGCUUCAGACUCAUUAAUAAAAGUCUGUAAAUCCCUGCCACAUACUGAUGAUCUCAGUCUACUUUAUUACAAUGAGCAUUCAAGACAGUGAUGCUCUCUCUCUCUCUCUCUGAAUGAAAAAUAAAAAGUGUACAGACCUGCCGAGAGCUCAGACACUUAUCAAUCGAUAAAUAUUGUCUUCAAAAAGUAAUAAUAAAGCUACGUAAUCGAUGUCUAUAAAGUCAGCCGGUCUGAAGACUCCUAUAAGUGUACAGGCUACAUACUUCGUAAAGCCUCUAUGUUUGAUAUUGAAAAUCAGUGAUGUAUGCUACUUCAAGACCAGACGUGGUGUAAAACUAUAUUCUACCUACUAAAGAUGUACACGUCUAUGCUAAGACAAAGGUAUUGAUAUCAAAUU